AACCAUUUUGUUUUUGGAUUCCUCCCUAUUCUGCUCCCAGGAAUAAAAUUAAGGCAGCCUGCGGGAUUACUGGAGUCAUUGUCACCAUAGCUGUCUGGAGGUAGCAGCCAUUGGAUGCUGAUCACCACCUCCCACCUUUUUUCUCCUUUUAAUCACUUGACUGAACACCUCCGAGUCGUGAUGAGACUGUGCUUAGCAGAACUGGCAUUUUCUUCUUCGCCUGCCUGUGGCUGCUGUUAAGCACUGAGCACUUGUUUCCUUAGUGCCAUUGUCUUGGUGCAGCAUCCUUUCCAUCUUGGUACGGCUAUCCCCCUAGGAUUAAUGUCACUGCACAGGAACCAGUCUCUGUGUGCGAGUGUGGCUUUUUAAUCCUGCCUGAACCGUGCAUUGCUGACAGCAAAAAAGGGUUAAACAGGCUGCAUAAUAGAUUAUUAUGCAUGGACAUGGUGUGAUGUAAUUCAGCGGCUGCCUGUCUUCACAGGCUCUGGGAGGAGGGCUCAUUCUAAGGGCACGCUUUGUUUCUGCAACAUCUGGUUGGGGGAGUGCUGCCGGACAGAUUUGCAUAGUGGAUUUCUGCUUUCUUGGAUGGGUGAUGUGUGUGCCUGGCAGUCAGGGUGAUGGAAUGAACUGGCUUUUUCAAUUGCUUUUUUCUGCCUUCCUUCUGCUUGGCUCAGGAUCAUUGGUGGCAGAGAGCUAAAAAUAUAGCGUGGCAGUACAUGGAGGCAGUUUCUUGCUGGAUUUCCCUCCACUUCCUCUGAAGAAAUGUUAUGGACUCCCACAUUUUCCUUAUCCAAUAUGCGUGUUCGGCUGACUGCGUGCGGGCUGCUCCGAAACCUGCGCCUGCCUUCUGGCUACCGGAAAAGCACGAUUAUAUUCCACACAGUUGAUAAAGGUAAGCAGAAGACAAGCCCUCGAGGUUCCGGUACACAGACACAGGCUGCCCCAGUGGACCCACAAGCUCUCGAGUUAGCACGGUGCAAAGCAGUAUGCGAAGAGCAGAAGGGAAUCAUACAACAACUGAAAAGUCUCCUCACCUGCGGCAACCAAAGGUUUGAGGCCCUAACAGUGGUCAUCCAACAUGUCAUAAAUGAGCGUGAAGAGGCCCUGAAGAAACGGAAGGAGAUCUCUCAGGAACUUCAGAAUUUGCGAGGAGACUUGGUAUCUGCGUCCAGUACCUGUGAGAAGUUAGAGAAGGAUAAGAACGACCUGCUGAUCGCUUAUGAAGGCAUCCUACAGAAGGUAAAGGAUGAGCACAUCUCUGAGCUGUCUGACCUGGAGGAGAAGCUCAAGCAGUUCUACACAGGAGAGUGUGAAAAACUACAGACCAUCUUCAUUGAUGAGGCCGAGAAGUACAAGAAUGAGCUUCAAGAGAAGGUUGAUGAUCUGAAUUCCACUCAUGAAUCCUACAGGCUAGCAGCAGAAUCCAGUCAUGCUGAGGAUCUAGAACACAUAAAGAGCGAAUAUGAGAAAUCCUUGACAGAACUUAAAGGCAGCCAAAAGCGUGAGAAUAAAGCAUUAGAAGACUCCUUUAAAGAAAAACAGGCUGAACUAGAGAAAAAAAUUGAAGAACUGAAACAGGAGAAUGAAUCUCUGAAGGAGAAACUAAAAGUUGAGGAAGAACAAAGAAAGCAAUCCAAAGAAAAAGCAACCCAGAAAAACCCUCAAGUGAUGUAUCUGGAGCAGGAGUUGGAGAGUCUAAAAGCAGUUUUAGAAAUUAAAAAUGAGAAAGUGCAUCAACAAGACAAAAAACUGAUGCAGGUUGAGAAACUGGUGGAGACUAACACAACUCUGGUAGAACGGCUGAACAAAUGUCAGCAGGAGAAUGAGGAUCUCAAAGCUCGUAUGGUGAAUCACAUAGCAAUGUCAAGGCAGCUGUCUACGGAGCAGGAAGUUCUUCAGCGAUCUCUAGAGAAAGAGUCCAAAGCGAAUAAGCGUCUCUCGAUGGAGAAUGAAGAACUCCUAUGGAAGUUGCACAAUGGUGACCUAUGCAGCCCUAAAAAAUUGUCUCCCUCCUCCCCCGGAAUCCCAUUUCACCCAUCACGGAACUCGGGCAACUUUUCCAGCCCAACAGUGUCACCCAGAUGACACCUCUACAAUGGUGGAGACUUCACCGAAACAUUUCAGGACAUAGCGGUGAGAUUGCUUUGUAUAUGUACAGUGGAAAAUAAAAGCUAUAUUAGCUAUCUAACCAUUACACAUGACUGGAAUCUUGGGAGAAGGCUUCUACAACCUACUGGAAAUGAAUGGGCAAUUUGUUCUUGUUGCUCUUUCUUCUAAAGACAAGACUUUGGACUGGGAAAUGGAAUACCUAUAUGGACAUUGUUGCACAAAGCACUUACCUAGCAAGAUACAGCUGUUCUUGUUUUUUGCCUUUUUUCACCUACAGCAAGUCAAUAGGGAAAAAAGCUCAGGGCUUGUAGAUAAAAUAUCACAAACUUUCUAUAGUUUCUUUAUCACCUGUAAUUCUUUUUCUCCCUUUGGAUGGGGUGGUUGUAAAGUGAAUGAGAUGGAUGUAACACACCUGAAUUGUGUGCCUCAUGCUGCCUGUGUGGAUUUUGUUUUUUCUUUUCUGUCUUUUGUACAGGACUAUAUCCAUGAAACAUGUCUAUUUCAAAGAAGCCGUUUUACUGCUUUAGAAACUCGGCACAAUACAUUUUGCCUUUUCCUGUUCCUGAACCUCUUAUGGAAACAUCAGAACACUGAUAUCCAGCAAGGUUUUAGGCCUUCAUGUUGUGCCCCCGUGACUGUCUUGGUCUCUAAAAUGUAGAAAUGGUGAAAUUGAGUGUGUAAAAUAAGCACUCUGCUCUACUACUGUGCUGAAAAUCUGCUACAUAACCUUAUGUUACUUUUCGGGUCUAUGCAAAAGACAUCACAUUGGUGUAUUUGUAAUGUUGUCUAUAUCAAGCUUGUGUCUUUUGCAGCAGUUAGUCAACAGUUCAUUUAUCAGGAUAGAACGGACGUCUUGAAAGGUACAUGCAUCAAAAGACCAUAUAUAAGGGGAACUGCCACUAACAGGCUGAUUUAAUAAAUGCAGUGAUGUGCAAUAGCUCCCAGCAACCAAUUGGAGUCCGUUUACUGGAGUUUGCCAGUAAAAGAGGAAUUCUGGUUGUUGUGGUUCACUGGUUACUUUGCACAUAGCUUAAUUAAAUAAGUCUGUAUAUGCCUUACAUUAAGGUCAGCUGUAUUGGAGACUGGAGUAUCAAACAAGAGGAAGGCUUGCAUAAUAUAUAAUGUAGCUCAUCUCUUCUAUUCAGCAAACAGAAGACCUGCAGAAACUGUCAGAUGUCGCAUAACGGUUUUACUUCCUGUUGACCUGACUAUUGGAGUUUGGUUUGGUUUAAAUUGUUUGCAGAGUUUCCAAAACAUUUUCCAAAGAAUUUUUAUUACCCAGCAAAAAUCAAUUUUCUGUUGUUAAUUCUUUUGUUUUGUGUUCACUUCAUAGACAUUGAAGUCCUGCUCAUACUGCCACUGGGCUUUCUGAGUAAGACAGUUCAGGACUGUCGCCAACAUGUAUUGGUUUGUACCCCUGUUCGGUCUUUCUGAUCAUCGGACUUUGAUGUGGUCACUGAUAGGACAAAUAUGGGCACAGGAUAAAGUUUGUGUAUUUUUUUUUAUCUGUUUUCAUCUGCAUCAUGCAAAUGUGUGUAGCUUCUAGCAAACUUGGAUGUAAAAAGAAAUAAAUAAAAGCUGUAGUUGCUUGGUUUGUAAUGAUGGAAAUAUAUUCUGACAUGUAAUAAGAGAAUAAAUUUAUUGGUGCAGUAAUUUA
Messenger RNA from Nanorana parkeri, 3766 nucleotides. It is a transcript of the gene MTUS1, whose product is annotated as microtubule associated tumor suppressor 1. Lineage: Eukaryota; Metazoa; Chordata; Amphibia; Anura; Dicroglossidae. The record is from RefSeq and is a predicted model, not a curated record. Gene Ontology annotation, molecular function: microtubule binding. The transcript has 10 exons. Gene Ontology annotation, cellular component: cytoplasm; nucleus. Bases 763 to 2085 code for a protein of 440 amino acids.